This is a messenger RNA of Coffea eugenioides, 1835 nucleotides long. RefSeq names its product probable pectinesterase/pectinesterase inhibitor 41. The coding region runs from base 1 to 1812 and encodes 603 amino acids. NCBI's taxonomy places the organism in Eukaryota, Viridiplantae, Streptophyta, Magnoliopsida, Gentianales, Rubiaceae. The record is from RefSeq and is a predicted model, not a curated record. Gene Ontology annotation, molecular function: pectinesterase inhibitor activity; pectinesterase activity. Gene Ontology annotation, biological process: cell wall modification. The transcript is spliced from 4 exons.
AUGGCAUCUCCUGUAAAGGUGCAACCUCACAAGCCUCUUAAGCAAAAUGCUCAAGCCUUGGAUCAAAUUUCUACAAAUUUUGUUGCAGUCAAGGUGGCCGCAUCUUGCAUUCUCAUUCUAUUCUUCUUGUCUCAUCAAUCAUUUGCAGAUGUGCCACCUCCCGAUGUGCCACCUCCCGUGGCCGUGGGUAGUCCUGUGAGUAGUCCCGUGGCACCUAUCUCCAGCUCCAAUGCCUGUAGACACACUCCAGACCCUUCUUUCUGCAAAUCUGUUCUUCCCAACAACAAUUCCUCCGCCAAUGUAUAUGAUUACGGCCGCUAUUCUGUCCGGAAGUCCUUGUCUGCUGCUCGCAAGUUCCUGUCCUUGAUCGAAAAGUAUCUUCGCCAUUCGAAAGAUUUAACCAUCACUGCGGUCCGUGCGCUCCAGGAUUGCCAGUUCUUGGCUGAAUGUAACAUGGAUUUUCUUUUAGAUUCCUUCAAAGUUGUGAAUGGAACGUCUAAAAUCCUCCCUACAUUGGAAGCUGAAGAUGUGCAGACUUUGCUGAGUGCCAUUUUAACCAACACCCAGACUUGUUUGGACGGCCUCCAGGCAACUGCUUCCACAUGGAGCGUCAGGAAUGGCCUAAUUGCCCCGCUUGCCAAUGACACAAGGCUCUUCAGUGUUUCCCUCGCUCUCUUUACAGCAUGGGUUCCUAAGAAGAGAAAGAUUCCUUCACAUCCCACCAGAAAGCAGCUCCCCGUUGGUAAUGGCACCUUGCCAUUGAAAAUGUCGGAGCAACACCGGGCAGUUUUCGAGUCAGUGAGCAGGAGAAAUCUUCGGCAGACAACAGAUGAUGGUGAAGAUCAAGUUAUGAUCAAUGAUAUCGUGAUUGUGAGCCAGGACGGUAGCGGGAAUUUUACCACCAUCAAUGAUGCUGUGGCUGUAGCACCAAACAAUACUGACGGAAGCACCGGCUACUUUUUGAUUUAUAUCACCGCCGGUGUAUAUGCGGAGUAUGUCACCAUUUCCAAAAACCAGAAAUAUGUGAUGAUGAUUGGAGAUGGCAUUAACCGGACUAUCAUCACCGGAAACCAUAGCUUCGUUGACGGGUGGACUACUUUCAAUUCUUCAACUUUUGCUGUGGUCGGACAAGGAUUUGUCGCGGUCAACCUAACUUUCCGCAACACAGCAGGGGCAAUCAAGCACCAGGCGGUAGCAGUGAGAAAUGGUGCAGAUUUGUCUACGUUCUAUAGUUGCAGCUUCGAAGGAUAUCAAGAUACAUUGUACGCACAUUCUCUCAGGCAAUUCUAUAGAGAAUGUGAUAUUUAUGGUACUGUGGACUUCAUAUUUGGUAAUGCAGCAGCUGUGUUUCAAAACUGCAAUAUGUAUCCGCGACUGCCACUGAACUUUCAGUUCAAUGUAAUUACCGCACAAGGCAGGACUGAUCCAAACCAGAACACUGGAAUUUCUAUCCAAAAUUGUACUGUUAGAGCCGCUGAUGAUCUGGCUUCAAGCAACAGUAGUGUCCAGACAUAUUUGGGGAGGCCAUGGAAGCAGUACUCAAGGACCGUUUAUAUGUAUUCUUUCCUAGAUAGUAUCAUAGAUCCAUUAGGUUGGCAUGAAUGGAUUGGAGAUUUUGCGCUCAACACCUCAUACUAUGCUGAGUUUAGCAAUACAGGACCUGGAUCAAAUAAAAGUGGCAGAGUGACUUGGCCUGGUUUCUACAUCAUCAAUGCUACAGAUGCUGCGAAUUUUACGGUAUCAAACUUCCUGCUUGGAGAUGGUUGGGUAUGGCAGACCGGUGUUCCAUACACCAGUGGCUUGCUAUCUUAAGUUCAAUUUUUUUUCUUCCGUUC